AAGAGAGAAUCAAAACUCUUUGCUUACGGUUUACGCUUUAAAAACACACCUCUCAUUCCUCAUUCUCUACACAUAUACCAUCCAUUUCCCUUGAACCAAACAUUUUUCUGACCCGAUGGCUACAAGACGGAUAUUGAAAGAACUUAAGGAGUUGCAAAGAGACCCUCCUGUAUCAUGUAGUGCAGGACCAACAGGAGAAGAUAUGUUCCAUUGGCAAGCUACGAUAAUGGGUCCGAUCGAAAGUCCAUACUCCGGCGGUGUUUUCCUUGUCAAUAUCCAUUUCCCUCCGGAUUAUCCUUUCAAGCCUCCCAAGGUUGUCUUUAGAACCAAAGUGUUUCACCCAAACAUCAACAGUAAUGGAAACAUAUGUUUGGAUAUUCUCAAAGACCAAUGGAGCCCUGCCCUUACCAUCUCUAAGGUGCUUCUCUCGGUAUGCUCUCUUCUUACAGACCCAAACCCUGAUGAUCCUCUGGUGCCAGAGAUAGCUCACAUAUACAAAACUGACAAGACCAAAUAUGAAGCCAUGGCUCGAAGCUGGACUCAAAAAUAUGCCUUGUUUUAAAACACACAACGUAACUCUUCUUGUUUCCUUCGUCCUUUGAUUUCGUCGUCUUAUUAUGUAAUAAUAAUAAUAAAAGAAGUGGAAUAUUAAUUAUUGAUGAUUUCUGUUUU
Molecule: messenger RNA, 672 nt
Organism: Capsella rubella
Lineage: Eukaryota; Viridiplantae; Streptophyta; Magnoliopsida; Brassicales; Brassicaceae
Product: ubiquitin-conjugating enzyme E2 29
Exons: 4
Coding region: 116-562 (148 amino acids)
Biological process (GO): protein polyubiquitination
Cellular component (GO): nucleus
Molecular function (GO): ubiquitin conjugating enzyme activity
Source: RefSeq, a predicted model, not a curated record